This is a messenger RNA of Ostrinia furnacalis (Asian corn borer), 862 nucleotides long. Its product is annotated as phosphoribosyl pyrophosphate synthase-associated protein 2. NCBI's taxonomy places the organism in Eukaryota, Metazoa, Arthropoda, Insecta, Lepidoptera, Crambidae. Gene Ontology annotation, molecular function: ribose phosphate diphosphokinase activity; ATP binding; magnesium ion binding. The transcript has 5 exons. Bases 146 to 862 code for a protein of 238 amino acids. The record is from RefSeq and is a predicted model, not a curated record. Gene Ontology annotation, cellular component: cytoplasm; ribose phosphate diphosphokinase complex. Gene Ontology annotation, biological process: purine nucleotide biosynthetic process; 5-phosphoribose 1-diphosphate biosynthetic process.
UCUUGAUUUUUGUAGUUUUAAAAUUAAAUAAAUCUAAUUAGACUGCUCGUAGACGCGUUACAGUGAAAUUACAACAUUCAAGAAUUAUUUGUAGAUUAAAUCUUAAUCUCGUUCUCCUAUAGUACAAGACUUCCAUCAGGUUAUUAUGUUACUCAACAAAACCAGACUUGUGGGAUUUAACAAUCGAUCCCGAAAGAGCAAUAUGGAAGGUAACUCCACGUCGGAUAUAGUAAUUCUGAGCGGCAAUUCGCACCCGGAGCUUGCGGAAUUGAUUGCUAACCGGCUUGGGGUCCGCAAAGGAGGAUGCUCGGUGUAUCACAAAACAAACAGAGAGACAAUGGUGGAGAUUGCAGACUCCAUACGUGGGAAGAAUAUUUACAUAGUACAAACUGGUACAAAAGAUGUGAACAAUAACAUAAUGGAACUACUGAUCAUGGCAUAUGCCUGCAAGACUUCCUCGGCAAGAUCUAUUGUUGGUGUCAUUCCAUAUUUGCCAUACAGCAAGCAGUGCAAAAUGAGGAAGCGUGGAUGCAUUGUCACUAAACUCCUUGCGAAGAUGAUGUGCAAGUCAGGCCUGACCCACAUAAUUACUAUGGACCUGCACCAGAAAGAGAUUCAGGGCUUUUAUGAGUGUCCAGUGGACAAUUUGAGGGCUUCUCCAUUCUUGCUUCAGUACAUUCAAGAAAGUAUUCCUGACUAUCGGAAUUCGGUAAUCGUCGCCCGCAACCCAGGAUCGGCUAAAAAGGCAACCUCAUACGCCGAGCGUCUCCGUCUCGCCAUAGCCGUCAUUCACGGCGAACAAAAGGAGGCCGAGAGCGACGAAGUGGACGGCCGGUAUUCCCCGCCGUGUAUUCCGAGGUAA